Molecule: messenger RNA, 1395 nt
Organism: Strongyloides ratti
Lineage: Eukaryota; Metazoa; Nematoda; Chromadorea; Rhabditida; Strongyloididae
Product: Zinc finger, nuclear hormone receptor-type domain and Nuclear hormone receptor, ligand-binding domain and Zinc finger, NHR/GATA-type domain-containing protein
Exons: 3
Coding region: 1-1395 (464 amino acids)
Biological process (GO): regulation of transcription by RNA polymerase II
Cellular component (GO): nucleus
Molecular function (GO): nuclear receptor activity; RNA polymerase II cis-regulatory region sequence-specific DNA binding; zinc ion binding
Source: RefSeq, a predicted model, not a curated record
AUGACUUCUAAAUUGGAAUGUAAUUUGAUUGUUUCUGAUAAUGGUAAUGUUGGGCAGAGUCAGGAUAAUGAUGUUGAAAACAAACCUCUUCGUACAACACCUGGUUGUAGAAUAUGUGGUGAUAAAUCUUCUGGUGUGCAUUAUGGUGUUGUUACAUGCGAAGGGUGUAAGGGUUUUUUUCGUAGAUCAUUUAAAACACAUGGAAAAUAUGUUUGUCCGAAAGAUAAGAAUUGUGAAAUAAGUAAAAAUACUCGGAAUAGAUGUCAAUUUUGUAGGUUUAAGAAGUGUGUUGAUGCCGGAAUGAGUAAACAAUCUGUAAAGUAUGGAAGAGCAAGGAGAGAAAAACAACGAGCAGAUAGAGAAGAAAUAUUGAAUGAUAAUAGAUUCUCUGGUGAUGGAAUGAUUUAUACACCUGAAUCUAGUCCACCAAAUUCACAAUAUGCAGUGAAAGAUAUCAACAGUCAGGAACGAGUACUCCAGUCGCAACCUGUUGUGUCUAAUGGUGGUUAUACAAUUGUCAUUCCACAGAAUUCUCUUGGUUGUAAUUAUAAUGUAUCUGGUAUAAAUACUAUUAUACAAUAUCAACAAUGUUCACCAGUCGAAAAUAACAUCUAUGACAAAUCACCUCCGACAGUGUCAUCUGUCAUGCCAAUAUAUGAAGAAGAACCACAAGUAUACGGUGAAAUCAAAUAUCAAGCAGUUCCUUCUCAUUCGGAUGAAAAUAUACUUCAAAUUAAAGAUGAAGUUAUUUAUGCUCCAGUGACGAAUGACUUUCUUGUGCGACUGAUAGAUCGUUUUAGUUCACUUGUAUUAGGUGAAAUGUCAAGUUAUCUAAGUGCAAAACACAGUAGUGUUGAUCAGAAUCUCGAACUUAAAUUGAUCUCACAGGACCGCUUUGGUGGCUGGAUUUAUUUUUCGAAAGAAAUCUUAAUUUAUAUUCAGAAAAUAAUUGACUUUGCCAAUGGUAUAGAUGAAUUCAAGCGUUUGGAGAAUGAACAUCAGUGUGCUGUUCUUAAGGAUUCUGCUUUUGAAUUAAUGGUUGUCAUUGCAAGUCGAUUAAUUGAUCUAGAUAACACUAUAUAUCCUCUAAAAGCUGGCAAUAUAUCAACCAGAGUGUUGAUGUCAGGAAGUACAGAUGAUGUCAAUUUUAUGCAGGAUAUAUAUUACACAAUAACAAACAUAUCUAACUAUAAAUUUUCAGAUGAAAUACUGUCAUUGAUUGCUUCAUGGAUGUUUGUUGAAAGUUUUAAAACAAGAACUGAAUAUCUUAGUCAGAUACAGGAAUAUCUAGGUCAUCUUCUUGCUCCUAGAUUUAGUGGUGAUGUAAAUAUGGCACUUGAUGAAAUUUGCCAACUUAUUAAUCAAUAUUUUUCUAGAGAAAAACCAGGAAUUUAG